Angiostrongylus costaricensis is the source of this 1269-nucleotide messenger RNA. The record is from the annotation of a GenBank genome assembly. NCBI's taxonomy places the organism in Eukaryota, Metazoa, Nematoda, Chromadorea, Rhabditida, Metastrongylidae.
AUGUCGACGCUGGACAGGCAGUCGAGCGGCACUUUUACGGAGCCGGAAGACGGAUUUGCUGACGAUGAUUUGCUUGCUCCUGACGACCUAAGCGUGGAUCUCACGACUAUUACCCCAUCACGUUCAUUUCUGGAGAGGCUGGACUAUGAGUCAGAAUUGGGAACGGUAGAUCCGUUCGAAGAGGAUUUCUCUGCGAUUGCUAGUCAUGAAAUCGUCGAAGUUAUUGCCGACGGUGAUAGUGUUGCAAGGCCGAUAAUUGUUAUCUAUGCGUAUCGUCUACCUCCCAGCAAGUCCAUAGACCACGAUCAGUUGCUACGAUAUAUCCAAUCUGUACUUAACAAGGUUGUUGAUUUGGAUUACACCAUAGUCUACUUUCACUACGGUUUAAGAAGCCACAAUAAACCUCCUAUAAAAUGGUUAUUCAAAGCCUAUAAGAUGUUAGAUCGAAGAUUUAAAAAGAAUUUAAAAGCGUUAUAUGUUGUACAUCCUACGAGGUUUAUACGUUUUAUUUGGGGACUGUUUCGUCCAUUCAUCUCUUCAAAAUUCGAGAACAAACUAAACGUCCCUCCUCCGGUUCGGUCUCAUGAUGAACAGUUGAGCGCUGCUAUGGGAACAAGUUCUAGUGAGAGCAUCUCCCAGUCUCCACCGACUCCUCCCAGACCAACUCAGCAAUUUGACGUCAGCCUAGAGUUCAUUUUGUCACAUAAUCCUGAUCAUGAUGUACCACCAAUUGUCACAUAUUUGAUUGACUUCCUCACGAAGCAUGCCUUAGAUAUGGAAGGGAUUUUUAGAAAAAGUGCGCAUGUCGGAAGCGUGCGAAGGUUGCAGGAACGCAUCAAUAUGGGGGAACAAAUAGAUUUCGAGAGUGAACCUGAAUACCACGAUAACCUGCACUUGGCAUGUACACAUGCGUCGGUACUUCUAAAGACAUUUCUUCGAUCGUUAGGCGAACCAGUAACAACUAACGCCUUAUAUCCACGCCUUGUUGCAUUGGCUGAGAUUCCUAAGAAAGAGAAAACGCCAGCUGUGAAAGGAUUUGUUGCACUACUUCCACGACCUAACUAUCUCCUACUUAAGACAAUUGUGCAUUUUCUGAAAAUGGUAGCCGCAAACCAUAAAAUCAAUCUGAUGACGGCCAAUAACCUAAGUGUUGUAUUUGGACCGAAUCUUACGUGGCCCACAGAUCAGCAGGUACCCAUCGCCCAGUUGAACAAUUUGAACAACUUCUGCUACAGACUUAUUGUCGACUACGAUCUCAUUUUCGUUUGA